Molecule: messenger RNA, 1233 nt
Organism: Saxophila tyrrhenica
Lineage: Eukaryota; Fungi; Ascomycota; Dothideomycetes; Mycosphaerellales; Extremaceae
Product: arsenicals resistance
Exons: 2
Coding region: 1-1233 (410 amino acids)
Biological process (GO): arsenite transport; antimonite transmembrane transport
Cellular component (GO): plasma membrane
Molecular function (GO): arsenite transmembrane transporter activity; antimonite transmembrane transporter activity; antiporter activity
Source: RefSeq, a predicted model, not a curated record
AUGGACACGGUCGAGCAUAGCGUCGCUCACGAUCCCAAGGCGAACGCCGGGUUGGGGGAUGUUCGCCACCAGGAUACUUCCACUACGGACGACGGCGAGCUGGAGAAACAAUCGACUGGCCAGAAUGAUGGGGAGAGAACAGAGAACUACGACAACGACGGACGACUAGCAGACAACCCCCCACCCCCACCCCCACCCCCCUUCCGCGGCCUCUCCCUCCUCGACCGCUUCCUCGUCCUCUGGAUCCUCCUCGCCAUGGCCCUCGGAAUCCUGCUCGGCGCCCUCGUCCCCAGCACCGGGCCCGCCCUGCAACGCGGCACCUUCGUCGGCGUCAGCAUCCCCAUCGCAAUCGGGCUGCUGGUAAUGAUGUACCCGAUCCUGUGCAAAGUGCGCUUCGAGACGCUGCAUCUGCUGCUGAAAACCCGGGCGUUGUGGAGGCAGAUAGCGAUUUCGUUCGUGCUGAAUUGGAUUGUGGCGCCGUUGUUCAUGACGGCACUCGCAUGGGCGUUUUUGCCGGAUAGGCAGGGACUACGCGAUGGGUUGAUUUUUGUGGGCGUGGCGAGGUGUAUUGCUAUGGUGCUGAUCUGGACGGAUCUGGCGGGCGGGGAUGGAGAUUACUGCGCCGUGCUGGUGGCUUUCAACUCGGUGUUGCAGAUGGUGCUAUUUGCGCCGUUCGCGGUGUUCUAUGUGCGCGUGGUGUCGCACGAUCGGAGCCAGUUCGACGAUCAGCUCUACCAGACCUCUGCGAGGUCCGUGGCGGUUUUCCUGGGGAUUCCGCUUGGUGCGGCGGUGGUGACGAGGCUGGUGUUAAGGAGGGUGUUGGGGGAGCAGAAGUAUCAGCAUUACUUCAUUCGGUUCGUGGGGCCGUGGUCAUUGAUCGGACUGCUGUAUACGAUUGUGGUGCUGUUUGCUUCGCAGGGGUUGCAUGUGGUGGAGCAGAUCACGUCGGUGCUGAGGGUGGCGGCGCCGUUGGUGGUGUACUUCCUGGUCAUUUUCUCCUUUACGGCGUUUUUGAUGUGGAAGUUUGGAUUUGGGUACCGAGUGAGUGCGACGCAGAGCUUCACGGCAGCAUCCAACAACUUCGAGCUGGCGAUUGCCGUGGUGGUCGCAACGUACGGAGCUGGGUCGCAGGAAGCACUGGCUGCGACGGUUGGUCCACUGAUCGAAGUGCCGGUGUUGGUCGCGCUGGUGUAUGUGGCGAAGUUUGCGCGGAAGAGGUGGCAUUGGGAGUAG